ACUGCAACAUGGCCUUGCCCUAUUUGCCCUGUCCUGCUGGUUAUUACUGUCCACAGGGGGCUCAGGCUCCAGUCGAAUGCCCAGUUGGACAUUACUGCCCUCAGGAUAUUGUUGUCGGCCAUGAAGGUUCCAUGCAGGUUAUCGGCGCAAUGAAGCCAGUAAAAUGUCCUCUGGGAUACCGGGAGUAUGAUGGAUCCAGUCGGCACACCUUCAACGGCACAUGUGAGCCUUGCCCAGCAGGUUAUUAUGGGAACCACAGCGAACGCCAGGUGUGCCUAGAGUGCCGAGCGGGUGUGGUCUGCCUUCAAGGAGCCACCACCACUGAUCCAACGUCAAACGUGACAGAGCACGGGAUGAUGGCGGUCAGAUCUUACAUCUGUCCAAAAGGUCACUACUGCCCUGACGGGAGUGCUGUGCCAAUUCCUUGUCCCAUGGGUACUUACAAUCCCAGUGAACGAGCGGGCAACGUGGGGAGCUGCCUGAGGUGCCCCACCAACCGCUUCAACCAUUUAACAGGGCAAGCUGCCUGCUUCAUCUGUGGUUCAGAGGCUCUGCAGCCUGAAGAAGGGCGCGACCAUUGUGUUUGCAUUCAGCCUGGACAGAUAUUCCAGCCCAGUGACUCACAAUGUGCCUGUGCUGUGAGACAUCAGAUGGUAUCUGAAGAAACAAGAGAAUGCAUCAGGAAGCAGUAUGACAUUUGCAGUGAAGGAGCCAGCAGGAAUCAGGAUGGAGCUUGUCUGAUGAUCAAAGAGUGGGAGGAAUAUUGUUCACUGAAGGUUUGUGCAUCCCCUGCAGACUACCAGGGCUUUGACAGAUAUUUGGGGCUUUGUCUCUGCCGGGUUGUUGCCUUGGACUCUGUGUGUGACCGGCAGUGCAGACUGCUCCAGUGCAACAGGCUGCAGAUACUCUGCGAAGGAGGACCAGGGCUUCUCAUCACGUACAGAAGUGGUUUGCAGGUUGAGGUGCCUUUGAACCACAUUGGAAGGGUCCUGAACAGUGGAAAUGCCUUGGAGAAGAUCCAGUGCCCUCCACAUCAUAACUUCAUCCGGGCAGUGUACCUCGUGGAGAUGUCUGAGAAAGGAUUUCUGGGUGUAUAUGACCCAGAUCCCAGCAAGUUAAAAAGCUUGCUAGAAAUCAACUUUGCUCAGCAUCCAUCAUUGAAUAUCUCUCCAGAAAAUGCAAGCAAGCACGAGACAUCGCCCAAACCCACGGAUCCUGCCACGCAAGGGACACGUGUUCACCCAUCUUGCGCAAACUGCACGUUAUUCUCUGGCAUCUUCAAUCCUGUCACCUGCAUCCACACUGGAAGCAUCAUCCUGUUCACAGUGUCCUGCAAACAUUACCCUGUGUAUGACAGUGCAAAUCUGUACAACACUGACAGCGCCUUUGACUGGGGUGCGUUCCGUGAACUGGUUGAGAAGUUGGAACUCGCAUCGAGCUCAUCCUGGCUCUUUAUUUAUCGUUUCAACCAGCCUGGUGUUCACGUUCUCCAACUGAGCAGCAACCACCACAAGAAGAUGUACGUUCGUGUGAUGCCGGUCGGGGGUCAGUGCUAUGAGGAAGGCCCCUUCUUCCCCACCACCAGCAGAAACUUUAUCCGCAUGGGUAUUCGCAGGACCCAAGACCUGGAGUUCAAGCCCGAUUGGCAUCUUAUUUCCAGCUUACUGGUGGCAUCAGCAGCAACACUCGGUAUCGGCACAGGAUUGAUGCUUUUCUUCAAGAAGUGCAGUUGGCCCAAGAAGGCAGUAGUUGCUCCAAGGUACCAGUACCUCCAGAAGACGUAUAACUUUGACGAUUACUCCUCGAAAGACGCUGCCAUCAUUGCUGUGAAGAAAGUUCACCGCAGUCUGCAGUUUGGAGAACAAACUGAGGAAAGAGCUGAAGAUGGGGACAGGAAGGAAGAUUCUACCUCAAAAGACCAUGAGGAUUAUGAUCAACAAAUUGAUCUGGAAUUCUUUAACACCAACACCUUCUAUCAAAUUCUAUUGAAACAAUCGUUGGCAGUGUCAGUCCGAUUAAGUCAACACAAGAAGGAGGUGAAGUUGUUCUAUCAGAAGGUAACUCAAGUGACUGAGUCCCUCAGAGUCCUCUGGAUGAAGGAAAUGAAUCUUGCUGGAAGGCGUUUAAUCAGCAGGGCAGGCAUGGAAAUGUACGAGAAGAUGUGCAGCAAGGUAAGGCAGGAGAUUAAGAGGCGGCAGGAUGUUGGGCUGGAGUUUGAGGAGACUCUGGCCAAGCAGCAGCAACUCCUCCAAGCUGACUGGCGUAGUCGAGAGGAGCAUCACAUCAACUUCAACGUGGCCCUGAGAGAAGUGGUCCGAAUAUUGGAGGAACAUGUGGAUCAUGAGGGAAAAUCAACUAUGCCGAACAGUGCAAUCUCUCAGUGGGUUCCUGAACAAGUUGAAGCUUUGUUGUUACAAAUGUCGGAUGCCGUCACAAACGAGUGUCAACGCUUGUGUGUCUGGUCUGUGCUGGGGAAAGGGACGGGAGCCCAGCUUGUGAACAAGGAGACUUUGCAAGUUCUGUCCAAAGAGGAAUUAAUCGGAGCUGAUGGAACCAUUAGACAUCGCAGUCUCCUGCAAGUGGAUGGGCUGACGGGAUUGCUCACUCCGUGUCGGGAUGCUGUCUUGCUCUUGGCCAAUAAGUACACCAUGCCUGUGUCCAGCAGCAUCUUCCUCCACCCUCAGACUGGACGUGUGCUCCCCAUGGCUGGCAAUGUGUGUUACGACUCCGUCAGGUCCUGCCUUCGUCCGGUCACAGACCCAGCGGCAGGUGCUGUUUGCCUGAGUGAGAAGGAUUUGAUUCCAUACGUACCAUACUCGCUGUGUCCAGACACCAAGCUCCCAUUGGGAAGUCCAUCAAUGCAGGGUGAUGUCAAGCUGGGAGGACCGAUGGCAGAUGCAUACUCGGGAAUUGAAGUGCCCAUCUUGGCCGUGACUAUUCACCCCCAGACCGGCUUGGUUUAUCCACUGGGAGGAUCCUAUAUCAGCCCAAUUACAGGAAUGUCGGCGCCAAUUGAAGUUGGAGCCCCAAUGGUGUGCGAGAAGACUGGCCGGGUGGUCCCGAUCAUAGGGGUCAGUCUGAACACUGCCACAGGUGCAGUGAUACCACUAGGAGGUGUGCUGAAGUCUUCCAAUACGCCCGUGAUCCUUGGGGACAGCUUCACGGAGCCUCUCAGUGGAAGGUCUGCCCGCAUUUCAGGUGCUUGCAUUCACGAAGGCCAAGUGGUGGCACAUGCAGGUGGCUACCAGCCGUUGAUCGAUGGUGCCAUGCUGGCCAGUGAGGUCCACGUCCUGGAAGCAUUGGAGGGCUACAAAGACGCCGUGACCGCACAGAGCUCAGAAGCAUCCUCCUCCCUUCAGCAGAAACAGCGAGCCACGCUGAAGGAUGCACUGGAUGGCUUUGCGAUGGCACGCAGAAGAUCCUGGGCACACGUUAUCCACACCGCACACAACCUGGAGAGACAGAGGAAGGAAGCAAAGGAUCUGGCAAACACAGGUGGUGACAUUGGGAUGAUCCCAUUUGCCGGCACAGGUUUACUGAUCCCUGCCGUUGUAGGGAUGCAGAUUCCUGACCCUGGAGGCUCUGGCCUGCAAGUGCCAAUUUUAGGGGUGGAAUCCAAUCCAGCUACUGGCCGACUCAUCCCCCUUGCUGGGACCAUGGAGGAUCCUGAUGGAAAAGGACUGAUACCGAUUGCUCUUGGUGCCAGAAGCUUUGACCCCAUCACCGGUGAAACUGGCCCAGUUGUUGGAGCCCGCAUAGAUCCACAGACAGGAAUCGUGGUGCCUGUCCUACAGUCAUCAGGAGGUUGCAUGAAACGAAGGCUGAAUGGGGAAAUGCUCAAUGCCCUGGAGGAAGAACUCCAGUGUAGACGUGAACAUUGGCAGCAUCAGCAACAGAAGGAAGAAACUCUAUUCAAUGCUUUAAAAGUUUUACUGCGGAAGGUCUCUGACACCGAACCCGACUGCAGAUUCGACCAGGUUGAGGAUGAGGUGAGAGCUCUUGGUGAAGUAAUCACCCUUUUACACGUCUGUGCCCAGAAUGAAGCACAACGCAGGGACAUAGACGGAUCACAUUUGUCAUCCCUGAUGCCAGCUGAUGCGAUUGUUUUGGUGUCACAAGUGGACAAGGAGGAGGUGGAGCAGCAGAUGUUAUUCGUAGCCACAGCUCGGGCGAUAGUUGAAAAGGUGGCACAGUUUGCUGAAAAGAUGAGUCAAGACGAGGCUCGAAAGAGAGGUCAACUGCAGCAGGCACAGGACGCUGCCUUCCAGCAGGCAGAAGAAGCCUCACCACUGAAGUACCUUCAGUUGAAAACCUUGCUAAUUCAAGAGUUUCAGGAAAACAUAAUAAUCCACUGGACUGGCCUUGACAUGGUGUACAUCAGACUGGGACAUCUGCGAGAUCUGGCAGAACUAUAUGUCGUGGAAGCCAAGGGUCUUCUGUCUGGAGAUGUCUAUCAUUUUGGUGAUUACCAGUUAACCAGGAGCCAGCACACCAACCUCUUUCAUGGCUCACCAGAUUCAACCAUCAGGACCAUGCUCCCUCUUAUUAAGCAACUAAUAAACCUUUUGAAGACUGACAGAAACAUUAUUCAUUCUCCAGCCACUCUUCCUUCUGUAUCAAACAAAGGUCCUGUUGUCGGUGGUAGCUCACAAGCUGGGCUGCUACCAUAUCCAGAGCUUCCCGAAGUUCCUGUGAGAUUCCUCGCUGCGGCUCCUGAAACACCGGCCUCUGGAUCAUCUCCGAUACAUGAUGACGUGCUUGCAGAGAGGCAAGCGCUAAUCAGAUUUCACAUUGAGAAGCAUGCAUCCGAGGCAGUCCAGUUGGAGAUCACCUUGAUAUCAGAUGAAGUGAAGAAAAUUUGCCAGGUGCUAGAAGAGUUGCAGGAGGAAGAGGAUAGCGGAAAAUCAGACCGGAUGCAGAAACUGCUGAUGGAUUUGAUGGAACAACGUCGAAAAUCAGUGCAGGCAUUGCAUGACCAACAUGCUGUGGAUCUAAUGGAAGUUGGGCUUGACCCUAAACUGGCGAUGCCCAAAAACAUCCUAGAAAUGGAGAAAGACAUAAUUAGCGGAUUGAAGCUGUUGAUCACUGAUUUCCAAAAAUUCUAUGGAAAGAUUGAGCACAAACAGGUUUCCCUACCAUUGGAGACAAGCGAGAGCUGUGUGCAAAACCCUGUUGCACAUUUGGUUGACAAGGAGGCCUGCUUCACGUAUCACUCACUCCCACCUCUGCAAAGUUGCGAAUUGUCACUGGAAGCCUCAAUGUUAGUGACGCAGGAUAUCAGGAAACUCAUCAGAGUAUAUACAAAAAUAGAUAUCUACAGUAGGUUACAGAUGCAGAAUUUAGAUGAAGCUGUUGGCAAACCUCUCAGCAAACAAGACUGUCCCUCGGGUGAACGGACAGCAUCUACAGUUGGGAGGUAUCUGCAGGAGGAACAUGUAAGAAGACUCUCAAAUCUCCUCAGGCUGCAGAGGGAAGAGAGAAACCAACAGAUAAUGCCAGUGGGAAAUCCACAUGAAGAAAAUGAAGAUGUGUCUAUGACGCAGACAUUAAGUCGAGAGGAUUCAGCAGCGCAGUCAAACAAACACAACGCGGACCUGCAGAGAGAGCUUGCCCUACAGUACAAGGAGCGUCAGGACCUUGUAGAGGAACAGUUGCGAUUGCAGGAGGAACAGGCGAUCAGGCAAGCAAGGACAGGAGAUGGGAAAGGUGACAUUGGAACUGUGGUUUGCCUUAUCCAAUUGUUACGUCACCUGCGGCAGUACAUUCUCCUGGAUCAGAGUCUAAAAAGGCAGCAGCAGGAAUGCAGGGAAGCAUCGCACUGUUGUGUGGAGCAAUGGUUGGCAGAGGAUGAUGACGCUGACAUGAAACCCUUGCGCAACCAAGCAGAAGGCCAACAUCUAGCUUUGAUGGACCUGAAAUCUGUCAUUGCCUUACUGGAACUAAGAGAGAAAAAGCUUCAGGAAUUUGCUGAUAGCUUAAAAUCAUUCACCUCUGACAAGUGUGUUGAAGAAGCUGAACACAUGGUGACUGAACUGAAGGAAUUCCGACAGGCAAGGAUGAAGGAACUACAGGAGCAACUGCAAAAUAUUAAUGAGAAGAGAUGUCGGGAGCAAAAAAUAAGAGAAAUGGCUGUCAAAGAAGAGAUUGAGGAACUUGAAGCCAGUCUAGCAAAGGAAGACAAGAUAGCUGAAGAGAUCAUCGCACACGAACUUCUGAAGAAGAAGCAACGGCAGAACCUGAGGAUGAUGGAGGAAGAAACCAAAUUUCAAGACCAACUGGAACGAGGGGAACUGAUGCUUCAACUCAGAGAGAAACUUAUUAAAGAGCAUAGUGAAAGGCUGCAGCUCCAGGAGAAGGGUCUUCAGCAGGAGAUUGCACAGAUUGAGAAGGAUCUGGAGGUGAGGAGAAAGGGGAAAAGAGCCGACAGCCAACGAAGAAUUGCAGAACAGAAAGUAGCGGAAGAGCAGAAGGAAGAGGCUAGACAUUCGCAACAAGUCGAACAGGUUCUAAACGAAGCCACCAAAACCUUUGAACAAAUGGCAGGUUUUGUUGCAUUGAAUGUUCCAGUGCUCCUUCAAAGACCCAGAGCUACCUUGGUGAAAGACUCUAUCAAGAUGGUUCUGCAGUCCCCACUCUUCAAACUCCUUUCGGAAAUCAAUGAACACCUGAAAGCAAAUCCAGAGGCCAGGGUGGCUCCACAAGAUAAAGAUGAUCAACGGGAAACUGAUGAAGCCAAAGUCAACUAUCAAGGAAUAGACAUUGUGGAUGCAGGGUGCACAUGUGAAGGAAACCUGAUGCCACUGGGCAUUGAGAAGCUUUCUGGGAGUGAGCUAGAUGUCUAUCGUUUUGGGAUCUUCAUAGCACAGCUUGUGAAGAGAAUAAUCAAUGCCCCAGACAUAAACCUACUUCUUGCCUCCAGUUUGCCCAUGAACAAUUAUACACACAAUACAUUCCGGAAUUCAUUUUAUUAUCAGCAUUCUCGGAAAGAGCUGUUUAUUCGACGCCAACAACUGACAUCGGUGGGUGACUUCUCCCUCCUCCUGGUUCACUGUUUGGCUCACAUUGCUGCGGGUGAGCUGAGGGAUGAUUCCAAUCCUCUCUACCUCAAGUUUUUCCACCAGGCACUGAGAGGCAUCUUCAAGGAAACAUUCUUUCUGCGACUCUGUGUUUCGCCUGCUUUACGUACACAUGUUGACCUACUCCAAAAUGAAGACUGCCCAGAAGUUCAUUUAGAAGCAAUUCCUGAUUUACUGAAUGUCAAACUGAGAGACACAGAAUCUCUGACUGUUGCUGGAGAGCAGGAAAGAGAAACCAGAGACGACAACAGAGUUUCAACCCAACCAAACCAGCAAGGUGAAAAGACGAAUGAAGGACAACAUAAAAUAGAGAAAAACAAUGAGUGAAUGUACAACUGCACUCACCGACAGCUGGGUCUUAUUGCUAUAAAGACAUGAAUGUUCAGUGAAUAACCCGCAGAUUUUGCCAAAUGAUUAAAAUUAAAAUUCCAAGGUGGCACGAUGGGGCAGCGGUAGAGCUGCUGCCUUCCAAGAGCAUCUUAACCAUGAGUUGUAAUCCGUUCAUUCCUUCUACUAUUCCCUUCUCUGGAGCCUUAUUUUAAGAAUUGAUUCAUAUUAAUAGACUACUGUAUACUAAUCAUUGGUCUGGAGCAGAGGUUCAGUAACUCCAGUCUGCCCAGCCCCAUCCCACAACACCACAGUUUACCACUUACGCAUUGAAUGAAAACUUUUUUAAAAUAUAAUUGUCCACCCCCAGUUUGAAAAUUUAAGGUUCAAAGAAUUUGUCCUUCUGGAGGCAACUGCCGGGUUUAAACAGUAUAAUUAAUUAUAGUAACUCUUGGAUAGAAAAUUGCAGCCAUUACCUCCCAAUUAUGUAUUCCCAUUCCUUAAAUACAAAAUAAACAAACGUAAGGCUAUGUUUUGGUCAUUGGAAGCUUAUUUGUGAUGAGCAACUGUAAGAUCAGGCAUUUUCCACAUUACAGCAGGUUAAGUAAUGGAAAUGCACUCUUCUGGAAUUCACAAAACACCACCAAGAAAGC
Amblyraja radiata (thorny skate) is the source of this 8056-nucleotide messenger RNA. RefSeq lists its product as uncharacterized. The record is from RefSeq and is a predicted model, not a curated record. Bases 9 to 7403 code for a protein of 2464 amino acids. Lineage: Eukaryota; Metazoa; Chordata; Chondrichthyes; Rajiformes; Rajidae. The transcript is spliced from 43 exons.